This is a messenger RNA of Stegostoma tigrinum, 7471 nucleotides long. Its product is annotated as signal transducer and activator of transcription 1-like. The transcript is spliced from 26 exons. Gene Ontology annotation, molecular function: DNA-binding transcription factor activity, RNA polymerase II-specific; RNA polymerase II cis-regulatory region sequence-specific DNA binding. NCBI's taxonomy places the organism in Eukaryota, Metazoa, Chordata, Chondrichthyes, Orectolobiformes, Stegostomatidae. The record is from RefSeq and is a predicted model, not a curated record. Gene Ontology annotation, biological process: type I interferon-mediated signaling pathway; regulation of transcription by RNA polymerase II; cell surface receptor signaling pathway via JAK-STAT. Bases 314 to 2593 code for a protein of 759 amino acids.
UACAGACAGACCGUCGAGGAGGUUGUUGAGUUGUUGGAAUGGCCUGCUGGGUUUGCGAAUUGUGCUGGUUGAAUGUCGAGUAUUGGGUACAGUAAAUACGUGUUACAAUGUAAAUAAGUAGCACGUCAACAAUAAACAGUCAUCUCCGAACGGGAUCUUGCGAGUAAUAUAACAGAUCUAUGCAUUUAAAUUUGGGGUGAAUAGAGGAUUUCAGGCUCCUAAAUGCCCGAGGGAUCACAGUUAAAAUUAUCUCCAGCCUCCUGCAGCUAGCUGUUCCUAGUUUAUAUACAGCAAUGCAACUGUACUUUCCAGAAUGCCAUGCCAUGCCAUAAAUCUAUAUUCAAGAAUGAGUCAGUGGGAAGCCCUAAAACAACUUGACACAAAGUACUUGGAGCGCGUGGAUGAUCUGUACCAGAAUGAAACCUUUCCUAUGGAUGUUCGGGAAUACCUUGCUCAUUGGAUUGAAGCUCAAGACUGGGAGAAGGCUAUAACAAAUUAUUCACUGGCUACUAUCCAUUACCAAAAUCUGUUGGAUCAAAUCAACAAUCAGUACAGCCGCUUUAUGCAGGAGAAGAAGUUUGUAUGCCAGCACAACUUCAAGAAAUAUAGGCAAAAUAUGCAGGAAUGUUAUGGAGAGGACCCUGUUCUGUUGGCAAAGGUUGUCGCUGCUCGACUGAAGCAGGAGAAGAUGAUACUAAACGCUGUUGUAGAGGAUCAGCAGACUGUCUCGGAUGCAAUUCAACCUGUGGACUUUGAAAGACACCAAGACAUUGAACAGAAAAUUACUGUCUUGAGAAGUGAUGUGCAAACAUGUGAGCAGGAGUUGAAGUUCCUAGAAGAACAACAAGAUGAAUUUGAUUUCAAAUACAAGACUUUCAAGUGUCAAGAAUCGCGUAAUUCCCCUCAGGUACAGGAAGAAAUGAAAGUGCUACAGGACAUGCUAAAUGCUCUGGAUAAUGAUAGGAAAAAUGUCAUUGAUAAAUUCCGUGAGCUUUUAGUGGAAGCUGGGAAGCUACUGGACACACUGGUGAAAGAACAGUUGGCAGACUGGAAGAGGCGCCAACAGAAGGCCUGCAUUGGUGCUCCUGUGGACGUUUGCUUGGAUCAACUGGAGAACUGGUUUACUGCCAGUGCACUGUGUUUAUUCCAAGUGAAAAGGUUGCUGAAGAAACUGGAGGAGCUGGGAAUUAAACUGACCUAUGAUAAAGAUCCUCUUAAAACACAAAGACCUGCUUUAGAGAAACAAACUGUGACUCUGCUAACCUGCCUCAUAAAAAGUGCAUUUGUUGUGGAGAAUCAACCUUGUAUGCCUGUUCAGAGUAAGAUGCCUCUGGUGUUGAGAACAAGCUCACAGUUCUCUGUUAAGCCGCGACUUUUAGUGAAACUGCCAGACUUAGCAAAUCAUAUUAUGAAAGUGAAGGUUUGCAUUGAUAAGAAUUCACCAAAUGGGAAAGGGUAUCGCAAAUUCAAUAUACUUGGCACAACCACAAAAGCAAUGAACAUGAUGGAUUCCAGAUUUGGGGGCUUAUGUGCUGACUUCAGACAUUUGCAACUAAAGGAGCAGAAGUCUGUAAUUGGAGGAAAAGGAAGUAACGAGGCUUCUCUCAUCGUGACUGAGGAGCUCCAUCUUAUUAGUUUUGAGACUGAGCUGCUUUACCAAGAGCUUGACCUCGUUCUUGAGACUUGCACUUUACCUGUUGUUAUCAUCUCAAAUGCCAGUCAGCUCCUUAGUGGCUGGGCUUCAGUGGUUUGGUACAACAUGCUCUGCAAUGAUCCAAAGAAUUUAAUGUUCUUUUCCAACCCUCCCUUGGCACCAUGGAGCCAGCUGUCAGAGGCACUAAGUUGGCAGUUUUCUUCAAACACCAAAAGGCAGCUGGAUGCUGAGCAGCUCAGCAUGUUGGCAGAAAAGUUAUUUGGGCCUCAAUCGAACUAUGCAGAUUGUUCCAUUACGUGGGCCAAGUUUUCCAAGGAGAAUUUACCAGAUCAGAGCUUUUCCUUCUGGCUCUGGUUGCAAGGCAUCCUAGAGCUCAUUAAGAAAUACCUGGAGGAUAUCUGGAAUGACGGGAACAUUAUUGGAUUUUUGAGCAAGAAGAAAGAACGCAGUUUGUUGAAAAGGAAGCCAACUGGGACUUUUCUGCUUCGCUUCAGUGAGAGCUGCAAGGAUGGUGGCAUUACUUUCUCAUGGGUGGAACAUUUAACAAAUGGGGAAUACAAAAUCCGAUCAGUGGAACCAUACACCAAGACUCACCUGACCAACAUUCCUCUUUCGGAAAUCCUUCGCUUCUACAAAGUGAUGGCAGAUGAGAAUGUCCCUGAACAUCCUCUGCUGUAUCUGUACCCAAAUAUUCCGAAGGAUGAGGCAUUUGGAAAAUAUUAUUUAGACUCUGAAGCAGGUUUUCAAAACAACAAAUACUUGAAAACCAGAUUAAUCGUGGUAUCAGAAAGACCAUCUUCUGAUUUACCUGUUGAAGGGCUCAUGGAUGAAUGUCAUCUGGAUGACAUUGAAUUAUCAGAAUCUAUGAAGUUGGACCAUAUUCCUAUGAAAGCUCUACAAGAUUUAAUGGAAUUUCUGGAGUCAGAUUCGAUGACUUAGAAUAAAUGGUGAAAUUACACAUGUGAGGGAUCUUCUCUCUCAACUACAAAGUAAAUUGUCAAUGCCAUAACUUCUAGGAUGUGGACUUCAUUCCAUCUUCAUAACUCUGCACUUCAUAGGAUUACCUUUUCAUAGUGUUUUUAAUUCUGAGAUUGAGCUGUCACUGUAAACAGCUAAAAUGUUAUUUUGUUAAAAUGCAAUCUUGUGUGUAUGUUUAAAAAUAACAAACCAAUGCUGAAGGAACAUGUAACAUUGUUUUGUAACAGUAUCAGUGAGCCAUCUCAUUUCCACUCCAAUUUAUGUAUGAAAUUGAAGGAGAAAUGUAAGUGGUGUUUUCUAGAGCGGUGUAGUCCCAAUGAAUCUUGUUUUCUGCUUAUCUGAUCAGGAGAAAACGUAUUAGAGCCAUGGUCCAUUCUGUCUGUCCCCAUGUUGGAGAUGCUGUGGCAUAUAAAUGCAUGUAAAACAAUCUCCUGCUGAGACAGGAAGAGAACAGGCCACCAUUGUCUUCUCCUACCCCAAACCUAUAACAACACUAACCUCACUAUUGUUGCUUUUACCUUGCCUAUAUCAUUAAGUAGCCCUGGCAGGAUCACAAAUCAUCAAUGCUUCCUUCUGAUUUGUGAAAUAUUCUUGUAGCUGUGGAAUAUGUUUGAAACGAAGAAGUUUUAGGAUCUAGCAGAGAAAGUAACAUCCAAUAAGCCAGUCUUCAAAGCAGGACUGGCUUAUUGGAUGUUACUUUCUCUGCUAGAGGACCUGGAUAACCAGUUUGGCUGUACUUUGACUUUUUGCCCUCUUUGCUGUUGAGUGCUGCAAGAAUUAGGAAAGCGAUCUUUCUUUUGUUCACCCAAAUGAUUGUUGUGGAGUUCUUGAAUCCUGUUCUCAAUGAUCAGAAUUUCACAAAAAUAAUCGUGGCUUAACUUAAAUGAGUGAGGGAGGAUUAUGUGCCAAAUUUCUUGAGAAGAAGUUGUAGGCAUUAUUUAAGGAUAUAAUCUCCAUAGAAGCCUGUAAAAUUAUAGCUGGAUUAGACAAGGUAGAUGAAGAAGGAUAUUCUCGAUGUUGGGGGCGAGUCCAAAACCAGGGAUCACAGUCUAACAUUAUGGAGCAUUUAAGGACUAACAUGAAUAGAAAUGGCUUUACACAGAGUUGAGGGAGGUGGGAGGGGUGAGUGGAGCCUCCUGGAGUUCUGCCACAAAAAGUGCUCAAGGCCAAAGCAUUGAAUGUUCCCAAGAAGGAGUUAGAUAUUCAUUCUUAAGGCUAAAGGGAUCAAAGGGUAUGGGGAGAAAGCAGGAACAGGGAACUGAGUUAGAUAAUCUGUUUCUGUGCUUAUGAUAACGGUGCUCCAUUGUUUGAUGGAAGUCAGAAGUUCACUUGAAAUUUUGGUAGUAGUGAUUUAGUGAGAAUUUCAAAGGUAUAAAUGAAGAUUAUUGGACCAGAAAUGAAAUAGUUGUUGUAAUGUUUCACACCCUGCAUAUUUUAUACAGUGCCAGUUAAGGAACUAACUCCUCUGUUCCUCCGUGUAUAUUCUCCACACCAGGCUUGUCCAGCCUCCUUGCAUUCCCUAAAAUGAAGACUAAUUUCUGGCCUUCUCAGCACCAAAUUAAUCCAGUGAAUUAUCUGAUAUUACCUUCUACUUGCACAAGAAACCAUUACUGCAGCAAUGCUGAGUAUUCUACAGAUGCCCGUCUCCUCCUUUGUCCAUAUUUGCAGAUGAUGGACCACGUUUUUGUUUUUAUUUUUAUUUCCUCAUUCAUGGGGACAAAUGUGCAAGCUUUAGGAAGGAAGAGAAAAUGUCAGAUAUUUGGAAAUUUUAUCUUGCUAUCGAUUUUUCAAGCCUCCAUAUUUGAACCAACUGAAAAUUGGUCUACCAAUUUAUCACCUGCCUAACUCCAAAUUGAAUACCUAAUUCAAGAAGAUAUCUGGCAUUGUCUUUGCCUGCACAAGACGUUAAUGUCUGCCCAUCCACUUCAUGUAGCAAUAUGGAGUAUUCCAGAUUGUUGCCUGUCUGUCAGAAGUGACCUUUGAUUUUUUUGAUUUGAUGCUUUUCAUUCUUGAGAAAACCUGUUGGCAGUGAAAUGUGCUGCCAACCAGUGUAAUGAAUUGGAGGGCGUGGUUCAAUAGAUUUGGGUAAGAUUUUGUGGGAACAUAAUGACUAAAAUGACCUAAAGGCACAUUCUACAACCACUUUCUCCAGGUCACUCAUUUUACAGGUUAAGUUUCAUGUGGAACAUGUUAUGGGUUUCAGCGGCAUCCAUUCCAAAUGGGUCUGCAAACUACUUCAGCUCAUCGCUCUGCUCCCUGAAAUCGGCAAAUCUGCACUGAGCUUCUUCCAAGCUGCCAAUAAGUGCAGCCUAAUUCUCAUUCAUUGUGAUGAAGGACGUUGUCCAUUUAGUCAAUGUUUCUGAAGCAAUCCUAACCUCUGGGGGAACAUUUGGGCAUGUUCAUACAGUUUUUUGAUAAUUUGAUCCUUCCCUUUCAUUUCAAAUUCAAGACUGAAAGCAAGUUGCUUUCAGUCAGGAAUUCCAAGUCAUUCAGCCACUCAUCUGUUGGGAAGCUCAUACCUUCUGCUUUGUUUGCUAUGAAGGUUUUUAUCUCCCCUUACGGUGCCCAGAAUCUGCACUUUGUUGAAAUGUUUUGCCUCAAUGUUGUGCCUCUCUUUGGACGUAAGUCAAGCAGUUCCUCAAAGUCUUCCAAUGUUUUAUGACUACUCAAAUAAAAGAUUACCUCCUGAACUGCAUCGAAUCUGUGGUAUCCUCGGGCUCUAAACUGUUGGACAGUGAAUUUAGUGAUCGGAGAAUGUAGCAUGUUCAAUGCAAGGUUCUCCACUCUUCUUGCAAUAGUUUGAUGUGAAAGGCAAGUUUUCUCAGGGUGUGCCACACAUGUAAAUACAUCCUGUCUAUUCAAAAUUCUCCCAUCAGACAUAGGCUUCCCAAAUUAUAUUUUCUUAAUAGCCAAAGCAGUAGCAACUGGCCUUUAUUUACAAUUUCAUUUACAGUUCUAAAGAAUGAUUGGUCGAUCAAUAUUGUGUUUUUGUUUGCUUGCUCGCUUGAUUCCCACCUGACUUUUGAGGUUGUCAAACGUGCCAGCAUGUUCUGCACAAUGAUACCACUUUGUUUUAUUCCUAAAAAGACAGCUAUUCCUCCAGACACAUGGCCCUGUUGUAGUUAAGAACACAAAAGAUAUUGAUCCACUGCCAUCAUUGUUAAUUGUUUUGCCAGAGACACGGGGUGGGGGGUCAACAUCUUUGUAUUCCCAUGGGUAAUAAACAGAUAAUUUCCAAUCCUGUUGCAAGAAUGUUGUUUAAUUGAAUUGCUCCUUCUGAAAUCUAAGUGAAUAAGCCCAAGGAGAGAAGCUGCCUGCGAGGCUCAGGAGAGGUACAAUAUCAGAGUUUCUUGUACUUAUUGCUGCCACCGUAGCUAUAAACGGCCAGCUGAGCUGCAUUCUUGCUGCCUUUCUCUCCUGAUGGAGUUGAACCUGUUCCCCACCCCCAAAAUAGCAACCUUUUCUCAGGCAGUGGCCACCUCUCAACUCUGCAGUCAAGUUCAACAGUGAGGCCUCUGCUUGCUCCUACUGAACUUCUCCUGGUUACACAGAGAGGCAUGGGGUCUCGGGUUUCUGUUUUCUCUCUCAUCCCCGUCGUCACCGCCACCACCACCACUGCAAAAAUAAAAUCCGCCGCCCAAUGUUUCUCCUGUGUCAGGAAUGCAGUUUCAUGGGCUGCAACUUCUCAUGAGUCAGAGUUCUCCCUUUUGCUGUGCCACUCCCUUGUUUACUCACUGCACAACUCCAGUGCUAUGAAAAUUCAAAAUGCUAAUUUCUACAUACAUUUCCACUUUUUUCUCCUCAUCCAGUCAGAGGGUCCAUAUCAUCAGUGUUUUUAGUUUCUGAUUGAGUCUAUUGGCAGGGAGAAAACCGGCUCUGACUGACUGAGCAAGCAGCUUUCACAUUUCUCAAAAUUAAUGUUGCCCAAUCACAUAACAGCCAGAGGACUGCCUGUUGACCAGGGCUACUCUACACCAUGACAUAGAUUCCAGAUAGGACGUGCACAGAAUAUCAGCUGGAUAAAACUGGUACUUAAUUUACAAAAACUUCAAGAUAUCAGGAGCUUGCUGUGACACAGUGAGGAAACGGAUAUAUAGUUGCCAUAAUAUCAGACUGCAGUAUACUGAAAUAUGUUUUUGAAGUUUGGUUUACUCUGGUUUGUAUUUUCACUCUUCACUUUGCACUUAUCCGCAAUAUAUGUUGUACAGGUCAAAGUGACGGUACCCAAGUAAACAUGGUAAUUCAGGCUCAUAGCAGAUGUAAGUUCCCACUGUGGUCACUAUUCUGUCAACCUUCCCUAACUAGCCUUUAUGUGAGUCAUCUGGGAAGGAAUGGUGGGUGGAAUAACAUUCAGGACUGUCUUCCCCACCCCUCCAGCAAAAUACUGGAGAAUUAAUUGUUAGAACUGGAGUGUUUACACCUGUUAUACUUUAAAACCACUACUGUGCAUGCAAGUUGUUGAGGUGGUGGUCGUGGGGGCUCUCGUGGUACAGUGGUAGUGUCCAGGCAACCCAGGUUCAAGUUCCCACUUGCUCCAGAGAUGUGUAUUAACAACUUUUGAACUGGUUGAUGUAGAAAGUAUCUGUGUACAAAAUGUCUUAACAGUUUUCAGCAACCUGGAAGAAGCCUGGCUUUCUGCAGAUAUCUCUCAGCACCUCUUGGCACGUAUGUGCUGUUAACUGACUGACUGCGACCAAGCUCUAUCUACAUUUUACUCCCACAGGAACAAAAGUAAUGUCAUUAACUAUUUUUAUGCAUUUCUUUUUGUCAGGUUUGUCAGUUCAGUUUAUCGUUGCUUCUGUAACUUCCAUUCUUUGAUCAAUAAAUGAUGUAAAACAA